AUUUUAGUUCUGGAAUAAGGAAGAAAAUGCAGCAUUCUUUGAAAUUUCAGAUGAUUAUUUGGGGGUUUAUGGGUGUGCUUGUGGUAGCGAGUGGGGGGCUUGUGAUAUUGUGGAGGUUGGUUAAUGAGACUGAAGCCAGAGGGGAGAAUUUUAGCCAUCCUUUCUUUAUUCCCUUGUUGAUGACUAUCGGGGAUGCACUGUGAAUAUUUAUUUAUAUGUAUGAAAUACGUAGAGCAAGGAAGAGAUAUGGAAGCUAUCAGCUUCAUCCAAAAGUGGUAAGAGCGAGGACCUCAGGAAGAAGUACCUAUAUAAAUCCGGCUAUGUUGAUCCUCCCAAAGUUUUUGAAUAUUUGUGCUUCAUUUGCUUUUGCUUUAUCGUUCUCAUUCGUCGGAGGAGUUGCCCAAAAUCAGGAUCAUAAGUUACUAAGAUCUACUUUUACAAUUGAAUCAGAUACAGAUAUAUCUCUUAAUGAAACUUUAAAGGAAAGCUCAGAACAGUCAUUUCUAUCAUUUGAGCUUGCUCUAGCGAUUCAUGGGAAUAUCACAAUCUUGAUAGCAGUGAUUUCCAGGCUGAUUUUGAAAAAGAAUCAAUAUCGCCACCAUUUCUUAGGCAUUCUUUUCAUUCUUGUUGGAAUUUGGAUGGUAGCUAUUCCAUUGUAUAUUGAGCAGAGCGGUAAAGCAACAGAAAUUUUAUUAGGAACAUCGAUGGUCCUUGGUUCAAUAAUUCUAAUAUCAAUUCAGUUUAAUCUUGAAGAGCGUUUAUUGGAAAACUAUUUCUUAUCACCAGCAAGGAUGGUUGGAUGGGAAGGAAUCUGGGGAGUUGUCUUUGCAAUAUUGAUCCUUCCAGGAGCUUACUUUAUCUCUUGAAAUGCACGCUUCUGAGCGAACAAUAAGCUAGCAGAUUCUAUUUUCGCGUUCAAACAAAUGGGAAGUAGUGUUCUCAUAAUCUGAUCUGUUAUUGGAAUGAUCAUCCUCAGCACUGUCUCCAAUAUUGUAGGAGUGACAAUAAUGAAAUAUACAGGUGGAAACAAUCGCGCUUCAAUUUUGAGCCUAAAGAUAAUUCCAUUUUGGAUCUUCUUUCUCCUUUAUCAUUCAAAUGGAGGUGUAGACAUUGAUUACGUCCGAUUAGCUGGCUACAUAAUUCUUCUAUUUGGAACUUUAUUUUACAAUGAAAUAAUAAUCAUUCCAUGAUUCGGACUAAACGAUAACACCAUGAAAAAAUUAGAGCUGAAAGACCAAGAGGCAGAUGAUUACUACAGUGAUGAGACGGAGAGUAUGAGAUCUUCUGACAUCUACCAAAUUAAUAUUUAG
Moneuplotes crassus is the source of this 1310-nucleotide messenger RNA. Lineage: Eukaryota; Ciliophora; Spirotrichea; Euplotida; Euplotidae. The record is from the annotation of a GenBank genome assembly.